ACGACGUUACCUUCACAUUGACUACGUUGGCAAAUAACAGAUCGGGUCAAAGAAGGACUGCAAUUUAAUGCUGUUAGGAAAGUUAGUUCACUGCUGACAUUUAUUCCACAAUGCAGCUGAAUAACUGGAAGGCAAUCAGCGGUGUUAUAGUACCUGCAGUUGUUUUAUUCAUUGCUGUUUAUUAUUAUUACUAUUUUAAUAAACACAGCAGCGGAAUCAAUGAAACUAAACACGGUCUCGAUGAGAUUCUAUCUGGUCUUCUCCGGGCUGAAAAAAAAGUUGAUAAUCUUUCAAGGCCUCGAGUGGCACUAGGACUUGGUGGAUGUCUCGACUUGACUGUCGGUGCUUUAGCUUUAUUCCAAAAACUGGGAUUAGUUCCAUCGAACAAUUCUAAUGUUCAUCACGAAUCAAUCAGUUCUUUUGUUGAAUUAGAAGAAUUAUUCACUUAUUUCUUCACCUACGGAGCCGCAGCAGAGCGUUAUGUUCAUAACUCUUCGUUGUUUGAAGCAUUAUGGUCAAAUGCAGACAUUUUAAAGGACAAACAAUGGACUCUCGGUGGCAAUGCACCAGUGAUGGCCAAUCGAUUAUACCAUGAAGGAGCAGAUGUGCUUUUGGGUACAUCAUGGAGUGAAAAAUUGCUUAGUUUGAUUCCAGAAGGAAUCAAAGUUGUUGGUCCUAAACUGUCACAUGAUGAUAUUCACUUAAUUUUGGAAUACAACAAAGGAGAACAAUGGGGAGAGAAAGUUUCACCUCGAGCUAAUCGAUUUAUCAUUCACAAUGAUAAAAGUAACCCUCAACUUACAUCAAUGGAAAUCUUUUCAAAAGAAUUGCUGAAAUUUAAACCUUCAUUGUUAAUUCUUGGUGGCCUUCAAAUGAUGGAUAAUUUUCCUCUUGAACCUGAUCAAAGACAACUUAAGUUAUCAGAACUGGAACAAAUGCUGUUAUCUGUUUCACCUGAAACCAAAAUUCAUUUUGAAUUUGCAUCUUUUUCAAAUUCUGAUCUGUUGAGUGAAAUAAUAAACAAAGUUGUCAUCCACAGUGAUUCACUUGGUAUGAAUGAACAGGAGUUGCCAAAUUUAGUGACUGCUCUUAAUGAUGGCAGUGUCACAUUAAUAUCUGAUGCCUAUCCAAGAAUUGCAACUGUUUUAGAUCAGAUGCGAUUUGUAUACAACCAUCUUCAUAACAGAACUAAUAACAUAAGUAAGCGUAAAGUCACAAGACUGCAUGUACAUACUCUUGCCUUUCAAGCUAUUUUAACUGACAAGUCUUCAACAUGGAAACAUUCAAUGUCAGCUACAGCUAAAGCUGCAUUGACUGCUCACCGUCAUGUUUGUGGAUCAGUUGAUAUCGAUACCUUAAAAGCCAGACUCAUCAUGGAUGAUUCCUUCUCGACAAGUCAAGUGGAGUCUGGUCAACGAAUCCCACUGCAGAAGGACCGUCCUGUCUCAUGCUGGAAUGAAAAUGAUUAUGAAAUAUGUGUUGCCCCUGUUCUUGUCUGCACUCAGAUUCUCAAAACUGUUGGGGGAGGAGAUAAUAUUUCCUCUGCAGGUCUUGUUUUACAGAUUUAAUUUGUACAAAAGAAAGGAUCAAAUGUGAGAAGUGUUCAGCUUCUUGUUAUUUUCAUAUUAAAUUUUUUCUCGGAGUUGAGAAGGUUUAAA
Messenger RNA from Octopus bimaculoides (California two-spot octopus), 1658 nucleotides. Its product is annotated as ADP-dependent glucokinase. Gene Ontology annotation, biological process: glucose metabolic process. Gene Ontology annotation, cellular component: endoplasmic reticulum. The record is from RefSeq and is a predicted model, not a curated record. Gene Ontology annotation, molecular function: ADP-specific glucokinase activity. Lineage: Eukaryota; Metazoa; Mollusca; Cephalopoda; Octopoda; Octopodidae.